ACGAAUGAUUUAUUUUUCCUUUAAGUUUAUAUUAAUCAAUUUAAUGACUGAUUUUUUUAACUUCCAAUCGUAAAUCUCAAUCAAUGGUUUUGCAUACCGUCAUAGCAAGUCUAAAAAAAUAAUAGUUUUGCGUACAAAUUUCAAUUUACCUUGAAUUCCAAUUGUUUCUAGAAAUUUUUUUUUUUAUAUAUAACUUAUAUUGUUUACGUCUAUGUUUAAUAGCAUAGUUCAUUUCCAGGAGAUUACUAUAGCACAAAAAUGCCCAUUUCAUACGUAAUAAACCUUUUACUUGUAAUGUCUUUUGUGCAAAGUUUCCCGACCAUUGAAAGAACAAAAGGUUGUAGUGAUAUGCCUUCAUCAGACUAUAGUACAGAUACAGAAGAUUUUUCUGCUCAAGAGAUAAUAAAUGAUAUCAAAAGUUUCAUUUCUAACUACUCACAAAGAUUCACAGAGAUGAACUUGUUCAUCAACGAACAUAAGAAUAACACUAGAUACUUGGAUAUUAAAUACUUCUUAUAUACACCCAUGAAUCUCAGAUCUCCAUAUUCUUUGAGACCCACUGAAGAGUCUUUAUCAGGUAGUAACUUCAACCCGUCUUUACCAACAACAGUAAUUGUUCAUGGAUACUCAACAGUUGUAGAUCUAAACAACAGUACUUGGUCUGUUAUGAAAGAUUAUUUGCUGCAACGUUCCCCUGCCAAUGUUAUUAUAAUGGAUUAUACCAAGUAUUGUCAAGGUCCGUAUACGGAAGCAGUCAAGUAUAGUUAUUUAGUGGCACUGAAUCUAGUACAUUUCGCGCAGUUCAUUGCGGAAAAUUCUUUCUCUCCCAUCGAGCAAUUUCAUUUUAUUGGGAUUAGUCUGGGAGCACAAGUUUCUGGAAAUGCUGGAGUACUCAUUCCUAACUUAGGAAGAAUUACAGGAUUGGAUCCCGCUGGUCCGCUCUUUGAGCUGUUUCCAACUGAUUACCGUCUCAGUUCAGAAAGUGCUUUGUUUGUUGACGUCAUACAUACAGGAGCUUCGUCAUUUCCGUUUGGAAUGGGUAUACCUCAACCUGUCGGAGAUGUGGAUUUUUAUCCCAAUGGGGGAAAAUAUCAACCUGGCUGUAAUGCAACAGAAAACGUUACAUCCAACACCUCUAUUGGUAUAGAAAUGGUAAAUGCCAUCCAUUGUUCCCACCGUCGAGCAGUAUUCCUCUUUUUGGAAUCUUUUUGCAAUGACGAAUGUCAAUUUAUUGGAAUAAGCUGUAAGAACUACGAAGAUUUUCAAAAUGGCGCUUGCACUGAAUGGAAUUCUGCAAUAUCUACUAUGGGAAUAAACGCCGAGUGGCAAGAAGAUGCGGCGCCAGAAACACAAUUUCAUUUGGAUACUAAUUCUAAGUUUCCAUUUUGUAUAAAUUAGAAUAAAUACAAAGAAGUAUAUUUAUUUUGGAACUCUUGCAUAGUUUUUGAGAUAUAAACAACUUACAAUAUUUAGAGAUCAUUAAUGCAUGGGAAUUGAAUAAAUUAUUGAUUCAUUUA
Messenger RNA from Parasteatoda tepidariorum (common house spider), 1517 nucleotides. Its product is annotated as lipoprotein lipase-like. Gene Ontology annotation, biological process: lipid catabolic process. NCBI's taxonomy places the organism in Eukaryota, Metazoa, Arthropoda, Arachnida, Araneae, Theridiidae. Gene Ontology annotation, molecular function: lipase activity. The record is from RefSeq and is a predicted model, not a curated record.